This is a messenger RNA of Patiria miniata (bat star), 2887 nucleotides long. RefSeq names its product solute carrier family 49 member 4 homolog. Gene Ontology annotation, biological process: transmembrane transport. Gene Ontology annotation, cellular component: intracellular membrane-bounded organelle; membrane. The record is from RefSeq and is a predicted model, not a curated record. Lineage: Eukaryota; Metazoa; Echinodermata; Asteroidea; Valvatida; Asterinidae. The transcript has 11 exons. The coding region runs from base 55 to 1512 and encodes 485 amino acids. Gene Ontology annotation, molecular function: transmembrane transporter activity.
GGUUGAGAGACCGCUAGUCACGACACUAGUUUGAAUUGAACACAUCAAGUAACCAUGGCAGAAACCGACGCCCUGUUGUUGACCAAAUUCAAUACUGUCAAUGGGGACCGUGACAUCCUUAGUGCGGAGACCCCAUCUCCUCUGACGAACAGCUUGAAGAAUGAGAGGGGAAAGCCCAUGGCAGAAGAACACGUGGUGUACAAAAGAAGGUGGUUCAUUCUGGCCGUCUUCUCGCUACUUUGUAUGUUGCAAGCAGCAACGUGGAACACAUGGGGUCCCAUCUCCGACACAGCCAAGGGUGUGUUGGACUGGACGGAUGGUGACAUAGCCCUGUUGGCCAACUGGGGUCCCAUUACAUUCGUAAUCACCUGCUUUUUCUUUUCCUAUCUACUUCUCAUCAAAGGUCUCAGGUUUUUCGUAUUAUGCAGUUCCUUGAUCUUCCUAUUGGGAGUCGCUAUACGGUGCAUUCCUGUCGGUGUAGAAAACGUGAAGUGGACAAUGAACGCUGGCCACGUUUUAAUUGGCAUAGCUAGUCCUGUUAUGAUGUCAGCACCAACUGAAUUAUCAGCGGUCUGGUUCCCGCCUCACCAACGGACUACGUCCACGGCCAUUUCUUUGACCUCAGCAUUUUUUGGCAUGUCCAUGUCGUUUCUGGUGGGGCCAUUAGUGGUCACAAGUCUUCCGCAAAAUGCAAGUUCACAUGCAGAAUCCAUAGACCCAAAGGAGAAAGCACUGUACUUCAAUGAGAUAAUGAAGUUAAUGUAUAUAGAAUGUGGAGCUGUGGCCGUCGUGGUCAUCGCGGCUCUAUUGUACUUCCCUGAGAAGCCACCAACCUCACCCAGCUUAUCUGCCACCAAACCUCGGGAAAGCUUCAAAGAUGGAGCCCUGAAGAUGAUCAAGAGCACCAAUUUUUGGAUUCCUGCGGCAGCCUACAGCAUAUCAUCUGGAGUUUAUGUUGGCUGGACCACGCAAAUGGACACAAUUUUCAAGAAUACUCUGAAUAUAGGACAGGACACUGUUGGUUGGAUUGGAUUCAUCUCCAAUAUUGCCGGGAUGCUGGGAGGCUUGAUAGUUGCAAGACUUGUAGACAUCCUAGGCGGUAGGAUGAAGGCAGUAUUGAUUUCACUCACCCUGGCAGCCUUCGUUAGCUGUGUAUGGUGUGUCCUACUCUCAAUGAAGUAUAUCUCAUACAGUUUAGUGAGCGUCUAUAUUGCAUGUAUCUUCAUUGGACUUUUCAUCAACGCCUCCUUCCCCAUAUACUUUGAGAUCACGGUCGAGGGCAUGUAUCCUGUCUCGGAAGGCAACAUAACAAUGGUGAUGGCAUUCCUGACCAAUGUGGUUUCUGUGAUAUUCCUGUUGCUGCCGAUGAUUCCAAAUCUAAGUGUGAUUUGGAUGAACUGGUUCCUUCUAGGUUCAGUCUUUGUGUGCUUGCCUCUCCUCAUGAUGUUUAAAGAGCAUUAUAAUCGUCUGGAUGAAGAUAUGACGGAAGUAUCCAGAGAGGAUAACAAAUGAUAUUGUCCUCUUCUAGGGCUAAUUUCAUAUUUGAGUAUUCUAACUUGGACUUGAUUGAAUAUUCAAAUAUAUGAAAUGCACCGAUCAAAAUUAACUGGCACUUGAAUUAUCAUGUUUUUAAUUCAUAAUUUUCUCUCAUUAACUAAGUUAUGAACUUGCCAAUGAGACGUUGCACACAAAUCUUCUGACAGUAUUAAGGUUAAGUUUGAAUUGGAGUGACCUGCUCCCAAGUUUUGACAGUAUUUCUUCUAUAUCCCCCUGGACUGUGUAGAGUACUAAGUGUAAUACAGCAUUAUUACAUUUAAAAAGUACAGUUUUCUCCCCACAGUAAGUGGGUAUGUGGAAGACUGCCGUACUAAUUUUGAAACUCAUAAUUUGCUUGUAUUCCCACAUCUUCUAAACCAAGAAGUAUUUAGGGCAUUAUUUCAUUUAAUUGUUUAUUUUGAUAAUUAUUCACCGAAGUAAAAUUAAUUUUGUUUUAAAAUCAACUAACUUGUAAUUAAUAGAAUGUUUUGAAGCGUUAGGGUUGUAAUAGAAAAACGGUGCAAGACAUGACUUUUGAUGGAAUGCUUGCCUCAGAGAGACAUUGCUUGAACACCUGUGCAAGUUUGUUGUAUUGUUAUCUCACCUGCUCAUGGAAACCACUGAAUAUAUAAUGAGUAAAUAACAAAGAUAUUUAAACUUACAAGAUAUUUGCACAACGAAAGUGUUAUUAAUAUUAACAUGUAACAUGUAUCACUCAGGUCACCUGUAAAGUGAAUAUAAUAAUUACAUAAUGUACAUAGGUCUACAUAUUAAUAUUGCAGGGAAUAUUAACUUUUAAUGAGGCUUCAUCAAUGCUAUUGCAUUUCCAAUAAUAUUAAGAGGUGUUAAAGGCAGUGCUUAUGUAUCGAAGGUGGUUCAUUCUUAAAUUUUACACAUUUAUACAAACUUUUUAUAAUUUUUUUUCCAGCAAUGUACAUUGAUAAAGAUGAUACUCGUUUUUCAUGUAUAUAAUGCUUGAAAUUAUAAAUGCUGGCAUUUCUACCAUGACUGUAAAUUUAAUUGGUAUUUUUUUAAAUUUAAAACAAAUCGUCGACUUUUAUCCAAUUUCUUGUCACUCCAAUCAUGAUUGCUGCCUUAUGCCAUUGAAUUUAAACUAAACUUUUUUUCUAGACGGUUUGACGCAAGUCUUGUAAAUACGGGUAAAAUGUUGGUUGUUUUUGUUAGAAGAUUAUUUGAGUGAUGAUUAAUUGUAUUUCCUUUUGUAGUACGUAUAUGUUGCAAUUAUGGUGAAACUUCAAACCGAUUGUUGCACUAAAAACAUUUGUUAUAAAAAUAUCAAUAGAAACCAAGUCUUUCACAUACUGCCAUGCUUUAUUUAAAUGUCAGUUAU